UCCUCAACAUGAUGCUGCAGGCAGUUCUACUCGCCAGUCUGGCGAUUGUGGCCCAUGGUACCAUCUGCUGUGCUCCUCUGCAAUGGGAAGCUUUCAAAGACUUCACAAUUAUCGAUCCCUCAGGUGGACAACGUAGCCGGCAAUACUAUAGCUAUGACGCAUACAACGAGAGGUACGCCUUCAGCAGCAACUUCACUGAUUCUGUCAGCACCUACAAGGAAAUCUGGGACUACCGCCAGGGAACCGGCUGCCGCAUCUACAGUGACAAGCAAACGUGCGAGAUAUUCCCCGUGACUGGGAGAUUCCCGGCCAACUGCAUUCCUGGUGGCGCUGUCGAUCAGGGUCCUACCACCUACGGCUUUGGCACGGACAGCCUUAAUACGAUAGGAUACAUAUUCAGUGACACGAACAACGAAACGGUCACCCUUGCUACUGUGUCCCGCCAGGACUGCGUGCCAGUUGUUACUACAACCACUUUCAAACGUGCCGGAAGUUACUAUUCGUAUGGCCUGAACUACAACAACAUCUCCCCCGGCAUCAGGGACGCCACCGUCUUCGACCCCCCAUCCUACUGUAGAAGGAGCGUCAUGAAAGAGGUCAACAGUUUAUACAAGUCCCUCCGUGCCCCGCCUACGUUCUAAUAUGAUGUUGGAAACUCGUUCGUCGGCCAAGAAAAGAAAUCAGUGUAAACGCGCAAUUGAAAUAAAACUUUCAAGUCAUGAUCAGUUCAUCUCAA
This is a messenger RNA of Haliotis rubra (blacklip abalone), 736 nucleotides long. Its product is annotated as ependymin-related protein 1-like. Gene Ontology annotation, biological process: cell-matrix adhesion. Bases 9 to 641 code for a protein of 210 amino acids. Gene Ontology annotation, molecular function: calcium ion binding. The transcript is spliced from 6 exons. The record is from RefSeq and is a predicted model, not a curated record. NCBI's taxonomy places the organism in Eukaryota, Metazoa, Mollusca, Gastropoda, Lepetellida, Haliotidae. Gene Ontology annotation, cellular component: extracellular region; lysosome.